AUGGCUCCCGCCGGUGGUGGAAAUAUUAAGGUGGUGGUGCGAGUGCGGCCGUUCAAUAAAAUCGAACGCAACGCAAAAUGUAUCGUCCAAAUGAAAGGAAACCAGACCGUCCUCAUACCCCCUCCUGGUGCCGCCGAAAAAGCAUCCAAAGGUGGCAUGAAGGGUACGGCGGACGGUCCCAAAACAUUCGCCUUCGACAGAUCGUACUGGUCCUUCGAUAAAUCAUCGCCAAACUACGCUGGGCAAGAGAAUUUAUUUGGAGAUUUGGGUGUACCGCUUCUCGACAAUGCCUUCCAGGGCUACAACAAUUGUAUUUUCGCCUACGGUCAAACGGGUUCCGGAAAAUCGUAUUCGAUGAUGGGUUAUGGGAAGGAGCACGGUGUCAUUCCGAAGAUUUGCCAGGACAUGUUUAAGCGGAUUGCUGUGUUACAGGAGGAUAAAAACUUGACCUGUACGGUGGAAGUCUCGUAUUUGGAAAUUUACAACGAACGCGUCCGCGAUUUGCUCAACCCCGCUACGAAGGGAAAUCUGAAAGUUCGAGAGCACCCGUCGACCGGUCCAUACGUUGAGGAUUUGGCGAAACUCGUCGUGCGAUCAUUUCAAGAGAUCGAGAAUUUGAUGGACGAAGGUAACAAAGCUAGAACGGUUGCCGCGACAAAUAUGAACGAAACAUCUAGUCGGUCGCACGCCGUAUUUACCCUUACUUUGACGCAAAAGCGACACGAUGCGGAAACUACCAUGGACACUGAAAAGGUUGCCAAGAUUAGUCUGGUCGAUUUAGCAGGUUCCGAGCGAGCGACAUCUACGGGUGCAACCGGUGCUCGACUGAAAGAAGGAGCAGAAAUUAACCGUUCUCUUUCUACUCUAGGUCGUGUUAUUGCUGCGCUGGCCGAUUUGUCGUCCGGCAAAGGCAAGAAAGGAACACUGGUACCCUAUCGUGAUUCUGUAUUGACGUGGUUGUUGAAGGAUUCUUUGGGGGGAAAUUCUAUGACUGCUAUGAUUGCUGCCAUUUCUCCUGCAGAUAUCAACUUCGAAGAGACGCUUAGUACCCUGCGAUACGCGGAUUCAGCGAAACGUAUCAAGAAUCACGCUGUGGUCAACGAAGACCCGAAUGCUCGAAUGAUUCGUGAAUUGAAAGAAGAACUGGCUCAGUUGCGGAGUAAACUUGGUGGUGGUGCAGGUGGCGCAAUAGCAUCAGGUGCUCCAAUGGAGGAAUCAUAUCCCGCUGAUACACCUCUGGAUCAGCAAAUAGUCUCCAUUGCUCAGCCUGAUGGUACUGUCAAGAAGGUUAGCAAAGCCGAAAUUGUCGAACAACUGAAUCAGAGUGAGAAGCUGUACAAAGAUUUGAAUCAAACAUGGGAGGAGAAGUUGGCAAAGACGGAGGAAAUUCAAAAGGAGCGUGAAGCUGCUUUGGAGGAGCUAGGCAUCAGUAUUGAAAAGGGCUUCGUCGGGCUCAGUACACCGAAGAAAAUGCCUCACUUGGUCAACCUGAGCGACGAUCCACUUUUGACGGAAUGUCUUGUUUACAAUAUCAAACCGGGCGAAACCAGGGUCGGCAAUAUUGAUCAAGAGAAUGGGGCAGAAAUUCGGUUGAACGGGUCGAAAAUCCAGCAACAGCAUUGUAUCUUUCAGAAUGUGGACAAUGUGGUGACCCUAGUCCCAAGCGAAGGAGCGGCAAUCAUGGUCAAUGGUCUACGUAUCGAGAAGCCAACACGCCUGCGAAGUGGAUGUCGUAUCAUCCUUGGUGACUUCCAUAUUUUCCGAUUCAACCAUCCAGAGGAAGCCCGUGCUGAAAGGGUAGAACAGAGCUUACUGCGUCAUUCGGUGACUACUAGCCAAUUAGGGUCGCCAGCUCCCAGUAGGAGCCAUGACCGUACGGUCAGCAAGACUGGAUCAGAUAUUGAUGGCGAAAUAAGUCGGAUCGACUCUCCAAUACCAAACCGCAGCGGCAGAGAUGCAGAUUGGUUUUAUGCCCGUAGAGAGGCGGCUAGUGCAAUUCUUGGCCCCGACCAGAAAAUUUCUGAUCUCAAUGACGACGAGCUCGAUGCUCUCUUUGAUGACGUGCAGAAGGCUCGUGCAGUCCGUCGUGGGUUGCUAGACAAUGAAGAAGAUACCGACUCCCUGAGUUCAUUCCCCGUCCGCGAUAAGUAUAUGUCGAACGGAACCAUUGAUAACUUCUCUCUCGACACUGCAAUCACGAUGCCUGGAACUCCUCGGCAGGUUGAUGACGAGGAAGGGGAUUCUUCGUUGCAAGCAGCUCGAGACGACAUGCAACGUCAGCUUGAUAAACAAAAGGGCGAAUUUCAAGAAAAGCUAAAAGCAGAUGCGUCUCAUGUCGACGUUGAAGAAUUGCGACAAGAAAAGACUCGUAUGGAGGAAGCCCUGCAAUCAGCCAAGGCCGAAUUUGAAAAACAGCUCAAACAGCAGAAAGAGCAAUACGAAACCCAUAUUAAAGAAAUGGGCCAUCCGGUUCCGAAAAUCUAUGAGAAUGGAUUUGCCAAACUCGAUGACAAGGAAAUCGAGAUCGCUAAGUUUGUUGUUCGCCUCUGGUCAAAAAGGAAUUAUGUUCGCAUGGCGGAAUCUAUAUUGCAACAUGCUUCUUUGUUAAAGGAGGCCCAAGUGAUGAGCCAGAUUAUGGAUAAGAAUGUCGUAUUUCAAUUUGCUAUUAUCGAUGAAGGGCACAAUAUGGUAUCUUCCUACGAUCUUGUUCUCAAUGGUAUUUCUGGUGAAGAUGAUGACGCAUUAGAUACCAUCAAGAAACCAUGCGUUUGUGCCCGAGUUAUCGACUUCAAACAUUGCGUCGUCCAUCUCUGGUCAAUCGAGAAACUUCAAAAACGAGUGCAAGCAAUGCGCCAGAUGCAUCAAUAUAUUGAUCGCCCGGAUUAUAUCCAGCAUUUCAAAUUGGAAAAUCCCUUCUCCGACACAUGUCCGGCUCAGUAUUCUCUAGUUGGCGAUGCAGAUAUACCGCUGACUGCUGUCUUUGAGAUGCGGGUCCAGGAUUUCUCGGUGGAGGUUGUUUCUCCAUACACGCAAAGCGUCAUUGGUAUUAUUCGACUGUCUCUUGAGCCAUCAUCAGCACAAGGCCCAUCUUCUACACUCAAAUUCAACGUGGUCAUGCGGGAUAUGGCCGGAUUUGCGGAACGUGAAGGAACAGAGGUCCAUGCUCAGCUGUUUGUACCGGGUGUAUCGGAAGAAGGGGGAGCUACGACGACGCAGAUGAUUAGCGGUUUCGACGAGAAUCCGGUGCGAUUUGAAAGCGUACACAGUAUGAGCUUGCCACUAUCGAGUCCGCGAACUGCUUCAUUAAAAGUCUGCAUAUAUGCCAAGGUGACAUCAAUGCACCUGGAUAAACUCCUUAGCUGGGAUGAUAUGCGCGAUUCUUCCGAGACUCCGGCACCUUCAAAACGCAAAACGCCGAGAAUCGCGGAGACAGAAUUCUUCACCGAAGAACGCCACGAUGUCUUCUCCCGCAUUCAGAUCCUCGAACUCGCGGAAAGCGGCGAGUACUUACCUGUAGAAGUGGUGCAGAGCAACAGCAUGGAUGCUGGAACAUAUCAACUACACCAGGGUCUGCAAAGACGAGUUGCAAUUCAUCUGACGCACAGUUCCACCGAGAAUUUUCCCUGGGAAGAUGUUACUAAUCUACGGGUCGGCUCGGUCCGUUUACUUGAUCCAUGGGGUAAGAUACCUGACCAAGAUUUCCAAACUCCUGAUGUACCGCUCCGAUUAGUGCAGGAGCCGAUGAUCAAGGAUAAUGCCGAUGGAACUUCAAAUCUGACGAUUAUCGGCCAAUGGGACUCUAGUCUUCACGGCUCACUUUUAAUGGAUCGCACCACGGCCGAGAAGUACCGCGUCCAGGUUACUUUACGCUGGGACUUAGUUUCGUCUCGUGUUCACGAACCUAUCGUUUUUGCACUGGACCAAACGCUUGUGAUUCUUGGACGCAACUAUGUUCGCCCGCAAUCGAUUCUCAGACAAAUCUGGAGUUCAACGAGAAUAGUGCACUCUACCGUCGGCAUGUUCUCAGUCGUCAUUCGCCCUGUCUCCGCAAAACGCGCUGCAGACCUCUGGCGCAUGAACACGCAGAAUGAUUAUGUCAAAGGCGAAGAACUCCUAACAAACUGGUCACCACGCAAAGUUUCCUUGGUCCGUGACUUCAUUGCUUCCCGAAAGCGAAGGCAGCGAGCUGCUGAAUUGGAGGCUGCUAGAGGAGCCUUGGGAACUGUCAGUCUCGUAGCCUCACCUGCGAAAGGAAGUGGCCGUUCUACCCCGUUGCGUAACCAAGAGCUUUCAGAGCGGCAGAUGAACCUCAUGAAAAGAUACCUCAAUCUAUGGUCUACAGGAAAAGAUCCCACAGAGAUUAUUCUGGUAAACUCCAACACCGAACAACCAAGUAACGGGAAUGUCUCUUCGAAUGUUCCAUCUAUAUUCUCCUCUGAUAGCGCUUCUGCUUCUGAACACGGUGCAACACCCCGAUACGUUGCCAAUGUCCAAACUCUUAGCAAAAACGCCACAGUCGCAAAAGCAAGCUAUCUCAUGAUGCCGGAUGACAAUAGCACGCGCUGGAUACGACGUUUCAUCGAACUCCGCGGGUCCUAUUUACACGUCUACUCUGUCCCCGACGGUGAUGAAAUAAACACAAUCAAUCUCCGCCAUGCACGUGUCGACCACGACCCGGACUUUGCGCGUCUUUUCGAGGGACCGGAUGGAUUUUCAUCUCGGGGCAGCGGUGUCGGACGACCGAAUAUCUUUGCCGUGUACGGACCACAGAACACAUUCCUAUUCGCGGCACGGACAGAAGCUCAGAAAGUGGAAUGGAUUCUGAAGAUUGAUCAGAGUUAUUUCAGCAAUAAUGCUCCAACGAAUGGGCGCUGAUUUUCAGUCUGUUUACUGCGUAUACCAUCCGACUUGCGGCUUUAUAGUAACGACUUUCCAUGAAUGACCUUCCUUUCUCCCUGAUCUUAGUUUUGACCUCGAUCUGUCGAUACUCUUGCUUAAAACCGCUACAUUGCCGUCUGAUUUCCUCCGAAUUUUUGAAUUCAGAUCACUGUCAUUUCGAAACAAUCAUUGCCUGUGUUGGUUGACUUGAUAUAUACCUUUUCUACCUUCUUUUCCCGCGCUUAUUUUCCCUGUCCAUGUUUUAAGUGUUUCCCUUCUUGUGUGCGCUCAUGUACAUUUCCUCUGCUUUCUGCCUUCUGCCUUCUUUGACUUUGUAUCAAGAUA
Talaromyces stipitatus ATCC 10500 is the source of this 5223-nucleotide messenger RNA. RefSeq names its product kinesin family protein. The record is from RefSeq and is a predicted model, not a curated record. Gene Ontology annotation, molecular function: microtubule binding; ATP hydrolysis activity; ATP binding. The transcript has 2 exons. Gene Ontology annotation, biological process: microtubule-based movement; cytoskeleton-dependent intracellular transport. NCBI's taxonomy places the organism in Eukaryota, Fungi, Ascomycota, Eurotiomycetes, Eurotiales, Trichocomaceae. Bases 1 to 4875 code for a protein of 1624 amino acids. Gene Ontology annotation, cellular component: microtubule; kinesin complex.